Setaria italica (foxtail millet) is the source of this 1966-nucleotide messenger RNA. RefSeq names its product ultraviolet-B receptor UVR8. Bases 166 to 1689 code for a protein of 507 amino acids. The transcript is spliced from 11 exons. The record is from RefSeq and is a predicted model, not a curated record. NCBI's taxonomy places the organism in Eukaryota, Viridiplantae, Streptophyta, Magnoliopsida, Poales, Poaceae.
GGAAAAGCAAGUGGCCGCCGCUUCCCAUUCCGCCGCAACCAACACCAGGGCCUUGCUUGCUCGCUCGCUUGCUUCGCUCCCAUCCGCGGCCCGGGCAGGCAGCCAUCGAAGAAGAUAGCUGAGUAAUCGACGGUGGAUUCGGAGCGGCCGGGGUUCCUCGAGGAGAUGAACGGCCGCGGCAGCGGCGGAGGGGGAGGGGGAGGGGAGGAGGAGAUGGAGGAGGACGGCGGCGGCGGCGCCGGCUGCGCGCAGGGGGCCGGGGCGGGGGCGGAGAAUAAGGAGCGGGUGGUGCUGAUGUGGGGCUACCUACCCGGCGUGUCGCCGCAGCGCUCGCCGCUGCUCGGGCCGGUCCCCGUGAGGCUCCCCCCGGCGGCGGCGGCGCCCGGCGGCGAUGGGUGGAGGGACGUGUGCGGCGGAGGGUGCGGCUUCGCCAUGGCCAUCUCCGAGUCUGGAAAACUCCUCACUUGGGGUUCUGCUGAUGACAUGGGCCAAAGUUAUGUAACUGCUGGGAAGCACGAGGAGACUCCAGAGGUUUUCCCUCUUCCUAGUGGUGUUGCAAUGGUGAGGGCGGAUGCUGGAUGGGCACAUUGUGUUGCCAUAACAGAUGAAGGGGAUGUCUACACGUGGGGUUGGAAAGAAUGUGUUCCAACUGGCAGGGUUGUUGGAGACCAGUCUUCAGUUGGAACCAUGGAGAAGGAUGAAAGACAAAUUGCAAUGGCCACUGACCAAGUGAGCCCCAGGUCACAGGUAUCUAGGACGAGCAGUGGAGCAGCAUCUGGUCCUUCUGAAAGCAGAGGCACUGACGAUAGCACAAAGCGACGAAGGUUGUCUUCAGCAAAACAUGGACCCGAGAGCUCAACAUCUAGUGAUGAAAGUCUUUCUGCACCCCCUUGUGUUGUGACAUUUAAUACAGGAGUGAAAAUAGUGGCUGUAGCUGCUGGUGGUCGUCAUACGUUAGCACUAUCAGAUUUAGGUCAGGUGUGGGGUUGGGGAUAUGGAGGAGAAGGGCAACUAGGUCUGGGUUCCAGAAUCAGAACUGUUUCUUCUCCUCAUCCUGUACCGUGCAUUGAAUCGGCACUGUACAGCAAGGAUCGGCCGUCAGCUAUGAAAGGUAACAAGACCGCUGAAGGGCACAUCAGUAAAGUCAUGGGAAAUUGCGUGAAGGCAAUUGCUUGUGGAGGCCGUCAUAGUGCUGUAGUAACAGAUUCAGGAGCUCUUCUCACAUUUGGAUGGGGGCUGUAUGGACAGUGCGGACAAGGGAAUACAGAAGAUGUUUUAAGUCCGACGUGUGUAUCAUCUAUCCUGGGAAUCAAGAUGCAAGAUGUUGCCGCAGGUCUGUGGCACACCGUAUGUACAUCUGUAGAUGGUGAUGUCUAUUCGUUUGGAGGAAACCAGUUUGGGCAGCUUGGCACUGGUUCGGAUCAAGCUGAGACUGUUCCAAAAUUGGUAGAUGCUACAAGCCUGGAAAAUAAGAAUGCCAGAUCUGUUUCUUGUGGAGCUCGCCACAGUGCUAUUAUAACAGAUGAAGGCGAGGUAUUCUGCUGGGGAUGGAACAAAUAUGGCCAGCUCGGCCUCGGCGACUCGAUGGACAGGAACGUGCCUUGCAGUGUCCCCGUGGACACGUACCACCCGCUGAACGUGUCGUGCGGCUGGUGGCACACCUUGGUGCUCGCGGAGUCGCCUACCUGAAACCUGACAGGAAUUACCGUAGAUUGACAAUUUUGUUAGGAACAUGUAGGCUCGUGCAGGUGCGGAUGCUGCAUUUCAUCGUGUACAUACAUGGCAGUGCAUACAGAUGUGUGUAUUCAUUCUUUCCGGUGCGCUCUUCAACGUGUGCAACGUAGACGAAUCUUGUAUCGCCCUGCGUAUACAGUUGAGUAGGAUUGCCUGUACAAUUACGCUUGAAACUGGGUUCGCUGACGCUUGCCAAGCGGUUAUGCUGCUCCCACAUUGGGUAACCGGAUUA